AUGUUAAGCUCAUACGAUGAUAUCGUACCUGGCACAGUUCAUCUAGUGGACGUAGACCAUGAUAUACAAGGACGGCAUCUCGAUGGCGAUCAUGAUAUUGUUUUGGUGCCAAAGCCCAGUUCAGACCCAGAAGAUCCGCUCAACUGGUCCAAGCAACGUAAAGGUUUAGCGAUUGGUAUGGUAUAUUGUUAUACGAUCGGACUUGGAAUUUCAUCAGCUGUGCAAUACUCGGUCUUGACCCAAAUCACCGAAGCGACUGGCAUUACAAAUGCCCAGCUCAAUCUUGGCACUGGUCUACAGUUCCUUUUCCUUGGCUGGGGAAAUCUAAUCUGGCAACCUAUCGCUCUAACAUACGGCCGUCGGGGUGUCUAUGUUCUUUCGGCGUUUCUCUGCGUCUUUCCUAUAAUAUGGUCUGCGUACUCUACAAGCGCAGGUGAAUGGUAUGCGCACAGAAUCAUAUUUGGAUUCGUAGGCGGGCCCAUUGAGUCACUCCCAGAGAUAUCAGUGCCGGAUCUCUUCUUUGCACAUGAGAGAGGCACAUACAUGGGAAUAUACGUCUUCUUGUUAUUCGGAUGUAAUUUCGUCGCACCCUUAUGUGCAGGCUGGAUUGAUCUUGCAUCAAAUUGGCAAUGGGUCAUGUAUUUUGGUGCCUUAGUACAAGCUGCGUCAUGUAUAAUCAUGUACUUCUUCUUAGAAGAGACCAUCUACUUCCGCAACACAGUCGAAGGUGUUGACGACGGGGACAGCGCAGGGAAUUCUGUAGCGCCGCAGACCGAUGACAUCUUUUCGCAGAACAAAGAGGUUGACAAUGAGCCUAAAAUUGUUGAAGAACCUACCACCAUAUAUUUGGGGACUACAUCGUCGCAGAAAUUAUAUUGGCAGAAACUUGCUCUGUUCAGAUCAGUGCCUGGACGACCUUCGAUUAAGCAGACCCUCAAGAUGAUGUACCGCCCGCUGCUGAUGAUGUAUCACUUCCCGUCCGUCACCUGGGCCGGUCUUCUAUAUGGGACUUGUCUAUCAUGGUACAAUGUCCUCAAUGCGACAACUUCUUCUCUCCUUAGCGCCUCGCCCUACUUCUUUUCCUCUGGUCUCGUCGGAACCGCUUAUACCGCUCCGCUUAUUGGAGCUGCACUUGCAGGCCUUUGGAGUGGUUGGGUUACUGACAAAUUCGCUAUCCGGCUCGCUCGUCGUAAUAAUGGUAUUCGAGAGCCAGAACACAGACUUUGGGCUCUUAGUCUCUCUGGAUUGCUUUGUGCAGCUGGUUUGAUCCUAUGGGGCGUCGGUGCUGCAAAUGAUUUGAGUUGGGUUGGACUGGUCUUUGGGUUGGGUAUGCUCGCAUUUAGUGUGAUUGCUGGUGGUUCUAUUACGUUGAGUUAUGCUGUGGACUGUUUCAAGGAAAUCUCUGGCGAGACAAUGAUGUCUGUUGUCGUCAUUCGAAAUACAACUGGCUUUGCUAUUUCCUAUGCCAUCAACCCAUGGAUUGAUGCUAUGGGUGUACAGAAUUGCUUCAUUACUGCUGCAAUGAUCGCUUUAGGUUGCACUGCAACGUUUUUGCCUAUGAUUUAUUAUGGUAAGAGCAUGAGGAAGGCUUCGGCUAAGAAGUAUUGGGACUAUGUUGCAACAGCAGCAACAACGCAUGCUUAG
Messenger RNA from Lachnellula hyalina, 1644 nucleotides. RefSeq names its product putative MFS-type transporter protein. The transcript has 5 exons. Bases 1 to 1644 code for a protein of 547 amino acids. The record is from RefSeq and is a predicted model, not a curated record. Gene Ontology annotation, molecular function: transmembrane transporter activity. Lineage: Eukaryota; Fungi; Ascomycota; Leotiomycetes; Helotiales; Lachnaceae. Gene Ontology annotation, biological process: transmembrane transport.